Messenger RNA from Trichobilharzia szidati, 833 nucleotides. NCBI's taxonomy places the organism in Eukaryota, Metazoa, Platyhelminthes, Trematoda, Strigeidida, Schistosomatidae. The record is from the annotation of a GenBank genome assembly.
CCGGCAGUUUCACAGCCGUCAAAAUAACCUUCGAUCAGCUGGCAGUAUAUAUAGGAUUAAUUGUGUCGCUGGAGGGUCGUGCAUUUUGAUGCAAUAGAACACUGUCAUGGUGAAGACAUUUCAAGUCUAUUUAGGAGCACAAGGAAGUAGUUCUACACGAAGUAAUAGUAGCAAUAGUAGUUGCAGUAAUAGCAGUGAUACGGAUGAUCGAACCUACAGUUGUGUACAUUGUCGUGCACAUCUUGCUCGUCAUCAAGAUCUUAUCUCAAAAUCAUUUCAAGGAAGUCAAGGACGUGCUUACUUAUUUGAUACAGUUGUCAAUGUAUCAUGUGGAAAACCUGAGGAAAGACUUCUACUCACUGGCUUACAUUCUGUAGCCGAUAUCUAUUGUGAUUGUUGUCAUACUGUAUUAGGUUGGAAAUAUGAACAAGCCUUUGAGUCUAGUCAAAAGUAUAAAGAAGGCAAAUAUAUUAUAGAAUUAGCCCACUUGAUUAAAGAUAAUGGUUGGGAUUGGAUUCUAUCAGAAUUAGAACAACGAAGACCUUAUUGACACACACCCUACAAGCAAACAGAUAGAAUUCCCCUCUCCCUUGUGUUUUCCCUUCCCUUCCAUUUCUUUCUUUUUUUAUAUGUAUUACUUCUUAUGUAUAAUAAGUGAAUUGUUUAAUUUCAAAGUGUUUGAAUUCCAUACUACUAAUAUGUACCUUUUAUAAUACAUACCCUACAUAUUCAGGCCAAUAAUAAUAAUACUAAUAAUAGUACUAAUACUAUCAUUGACAAUAAUAUUAGUAAGUAAUGGCCAUCAUCUUUAUCAUUAUUAUUAUUAUUAUUGU